AUGGUGAGUGUGCCCUCUGGCCGCCAUUCAUCUGUCUCAAACAGAGGCUCCUGCUCCUCCUUUUUCUCUGAGGGGAAGAACAGUAUGAUUACCACGGCGAUAAGAGGCAGAGUAACGUCGCAGUGUCAGAAGCUGUCUAGCAGCUCAGUGCAGCGGGCCCCCAGCGGAGCCCCAGGGGCCACAGAAGAAUGUGGCGUGGAGAAAGUGAUGGGUGAUGAUGCACCUAACACCGCGCACACCAAGAGCAGGACGGUGAGCGCCAUGGAUGUGGUAAAUACUCUGAAGAGGCCGGGCCGCGCCCUGUACAGCUUCAGCUAA
This is a messenger RNA of Perca fluviatilis (European perch), 318 nucleotides long. RefSeq names its product histone H4, major-like. The record is from RefSeq and is a predicted model, not a curated record. Gene Ontology annotation, molecular function: protein heterodimerization activity. The transcript is spliced from 3 exons. The coding region runs from base 1 to 318 and encodes 105 amino acids. Lineage: Eukaryota; Metazoa; Chordata; Actinopteri; Perciformes; Percidae.